AUGACAUCUAUGUCUGACUCUUUCAACGGGUCGAGCUAUGCUGCAAGCGUUGCCUCUUCUCGGAGCUCGGCCUCUGUUCGCGCACGUGCGGAACGGGAGCACCAGGAGCGCCAUGGGGAGGACCUGUUGGAAAGAAGGUCGCCCCUGGAGAACGGCAUUUUCGGGGUCCUGUUCACGCUCAGCAAGGAGAACAGUGAGACACGCAUUCGCAUCAGGUGGACACUCCUGAAAAUCCUUCUGGACGCCUGGCAGUUGUUCACAACCGUCAUUUCCCCAGCCAAGCAAGGAUGGAACAUCAAACCCAAGGGAACGUACGUGGUGCCUGGGCGUGGGUGGUUGUCGGCGUGCUCAACUUCUCUUGGCUAUCCGGGCUGCUGCUUUCUAGAGCAAGCAGCCCGCCCCAUUGAAUUCAUGCCUUACUAUAGUACAUUCGGUUCUUGCGAGCUAACUUUAGGAUAUUGCAGCAAUUGCAGGAACAGCCUUUUCGAACUUCUGCCAGCAAGGAUCCAGCUGACUCGCAAUAUUAGGGGCGCGCAGCCCGCUUAUGGCCAUGUUCCAGCUCAACAAGGCUUGAGCACAGGUACAUGCCUUGUCACCAAGGCAUGCACCUGUGCUCGAGCCUUGUUUUGCGUCAUCGGCAUAUCGUUGCAUGUAUGGUUGUUGCACCAAAGUAUUCGGCCCUAUUCACCCUGGCUGGUUGGCUGUCAGGGCUACGGAGCGUAUCUAGCGGUGCUUUACUCCAUGGUGGCGCUGCUGAUGGGAAACGUGGGGCUCUGUGUGUGGGUAGCCUGGUGCUUCAAGGAGCACAAGUUCCCCGUUGUGUGGCCCAUCAAGGUGCUGCGCGUGUUCAGCAGCGUCUUCUUCCAGGCCUUCGAUGUGGCCUCCCUCAACCUACUACAGACUGUAACAAUACAUGCGUUUAAUCCCGGCGGCCGCCUAUCCCUGUUACAGCUGGGCAUCAGCUGUAACUACUCCGGGAAUGGAGGACGUCGCCUCCACAUGGACCUUUUCCCUAGCUACAGCUGCACCUCAACGCCUCACGUGCUCCACGCCGUCGUCUCGGCCCUCAGUCUGGUACUGUUCGUAGCCAUUGCACUGUUACUCAACAUGGCGGAGGUGGAGGUUAAUCCGCUGUCGCGGCGGCCGCUGGCGUUGGGGCACAGUGGGGCAGAGGUGAUGGCUUUUGCAUUCAAGCCUCAUUCCAAAGCGGCUGAUGGCAUGUGCACGGCUACAUGCUUUGGCAAUGACAUACCUGUCCGAUACGAGCUGGUUCGGGUUACGUGCCCAGAGCCUCUCCAUGCUCCGCUGAUUGGAACGGACGCGUAUUCGUCCGGGGACUUGGGUUGCUGCUCCAAGCACGUCCUCCUUACCCUCGUGGAUGUGUUCGUGGGGUACAAACGAGUAGCUGCCUGUUUGUACACGGCACUGUCCCUGGCUCUAGCCUGGCAGAGCCUUCGGAGGAACCCGCAUCUGGUGGCUUGGGUCAACUACUUAAAGGGCGGUGUGGCGGCCACCAUCUUAUGGUGCUGCGUCUCCCUGGUACUGCUGGUUUUCCAGCCCGGGAUUCACGCGGACAGGGCGCAGGAGUGGUCCGAGUCCCUUACACUGCUAAUGCUUGUGGGGCUCGGUCCGGCCUUCGGCGUCGGCGCAUUAACGUCCUUUUUGGUGAUCCGGAGCAUGACCAUGUCGGCUCUCAAGGCCCUCGCAACCGCCAGGCCGGACGUCCGGCUGGAGGACGUGUGUGAAAACCUGGAUGAUCCCCGCGACGUGGAGAUCGUGGCAAGGUGUUGUCGUGUGUGGAAAGAUCGCUACACGGUGGACGCAGACGCCGUCAACCGGGCACACCAGGUUAUCAAGGCCGGCCUGGCAAUGUUCCCCACCAGCGCCUACAUGGUGCUGCUUCACGGAAAUUUUAUGAUUGACGUCCUGGGGGUCAGCCAGAGCGGCAGCAGUCGCAUCGAGGACGCGCGCAAACUGAACCCGAGCCUCAUGUGCCGCUUCAUCAUGUUUGUACGACACCAACAAGCGACGCAAAAAGCCGCAGGCAACAGCGCCAACGACGGAACCAACAUGGACCUUCUAGGAUAUGUGGAGUACCAGCGCAAGCAGCGCAUGGUGGUGCGACUUCACCGUGAGGCGCUGCAGGCCAUGUGCAACUUCUGGAAAGCGCUGGACGCCUCUAGGGUAUCAUUCAUGCACCUUAGUCGAGCACUGAGCAGGAUUGAGAGCUCCGUUUCGCAGGCCCAGACGGCAUAUCGGGUUGUGCUGGAGAGCUACAGCCACAAUCCCAAGUUGGUACGGCUAUACGGCAAAUUCCUGCAGACUAUCAAGAACGACCCCUGGCGCGCGUCGGAAUACUUUGCGGAGGCGGACCGACUGGAGGAAAUCAAGAAUGGCGACGCCAGAGGCCCCCUGCUGCCUGACGGCACGCCGUUGGGCCGCAUGGACGAGAUGGCAACUGCCGUACUCGUACUGAACGCGGCGGCGGACGUGCAGAUGGCGAACCGGCACACGCACGUGCUUUUCGGAUACAAGCGAGGUACUUUGGAAGGUAAGCCGCUCGCGACGUUGCUGGCACCUCACACCAUCCGACGCGUCACCGAGAAGCUGGCUGCGCUGGCCGGCGCCACGUCUGUGACCGGUGCAUUGAUCUCCACCAUGUCUAUUACGAGCAACGAUGCCGAGGCCUUUGAGGAUGUGGUAGUGGGCAUGCACUACGACCGGCUGGCCUUCCCCGUCAAAUUCUACCUGCGGAAAAUCUCAGGUGUGGGUGAGGACUCGACAUUUGUAGUCAUGUUGGAGCCCGUGCAGCAAGCCAGCGGAGUCGCCACGCUGUGGGUCGCGCCCAACGGCACCGUGGCAGCCUGCGAUCCCCAGUUCGUGUCCCAGUACGGAUGGCGCCCGUCCGAGGUGAAUGGAUCCAACCUGGCGGCCUUCCUCGCUGUUGUUGCACCCGAGAAGCGGCAGCAGCAGGCGCCUGCCAGAGACGGGGAGGCAGCGCCGGCAGCCCUAUUGGAUAGCACUGGCGACGUUAUGGAGAGGCUGUUGUCCGGCGUCAGCGCUGCUACGGACGAUCCGAAUGCUGAGCAGCAUGGUGGCGUCAAGUGCCAUCUGGCGCACAAGUACGACACGGAGGCCAUGCCAUGCACCGCCAGCGUUACCUCGAACAUCAACGCCGACAUCCCCAUGCUGGAAAUUCGCAUCCAGAUGGACAGGGCGCCCGCCCAGAUCCUCGUGACCAACCGCAGGGGCACCAUCGUGCAUGCAUCUCUGGGGUUGGUCACCGCCUUUAAGGAUGUGGCAAGAGGCGGCGUUCCGGCGUCAAAAUUCGGCUACAGCGGUGGUGGUGGCCUUGGUGGUGCCAGCGGCGGAUUCUCGCAUGGUGGCGGCGGCGGCGGCGGCGUCGGGGGCCGCUUCGCCGGCGGCGCCAGCGCGCUGCUGUCCGGCCAGGCCGGCAGCACACUUGGAGCCGUACCGGGAGCUGACGAGCUGUUAGGGUUUACACUGUUCGACUUCAUGCCGGCGCCGUGGAAGGACAUGCACAUGAAGUUCCUCAAGGACACCGCUGCCACAAGCUCGCCAGCAAGUCGCAACCAUUGGAGCUGCCGCAAGGUCUCCCUCCCAGGACCCACCCUGGAGCUACGAACCGCGGGCGGUAAGCCGCUCUACAUGAACGUGUGUGUGUCCAGCAUGGAUACCGCCGCAGGGGAGAGCACGCACGUCAUCCGGCUGGCCAGAUCCUCCCUGGAGACGGCCCUGGCAGAGAGGAGGCUGCGUCUGGGCGUUACGGAGGACGGUCUGGUGUCCCAAGUCAGUGAAGGGGCUGCAAAGCUCUUCGGACUGGAGCCGGGCAAGAUAAUAGGGCGGGGGCUCUGGGAGAUCAUUGAGGAGGUAACGCCUGAGGAGGGCGGCCGCCAGGCAACGCCCGGGCCCAGAAUGCUGACAGCCCUCGUGACCAGGUCCCUCGCGUCUCCGGACCAUAGCUGGCGGGUGUUAGUCUCACCACCGCGAAAGCCCAGUGCUCCUAACAAGGGCGGAAUGCUGGAGCUGGCAGCGGCGGCGCGCGCGUCACUGGUCAAAUCGGCCAUUAUGCAGGGCCAACUCAUCCUUGGGGGCCAUUACAGAGUCCGUGGGUCCGUAAUCGCACUGAUGACCCCGCCGGUGGCUCAGCGGCCGUCUACCCGUCCAUCCUUCCACCCGUCCACCCGUCCACACUUCCAAACUUCCUUUUGCUUACCAGCACUCCCUGCUACCUGGGUGCUCCAGACAGCUCCCCACUGUCUAUGUCUGGACGACACAUGCACGCUCUGCGGAGGUGUCCCUAUUAGGUGCAUUGCACGCGUACGUUGGCCCCCUCACCCGUUUGAUGGCUUGCACCUGCGUGUGCAAGUUGAGUACGUGGCCAAGACCCAGGAGGGCAUCGGCGGCGGCGAUGAUGAUGAAGCAAUCAACAUUUUCGUGGAUCUAUGGCCCAUCGCCACCGUUACGGGCCUUCUGGAGUUGGACGGCAACGGCCGCGUGCGUACGGUGCUGGAGGAGCGUAUCCGCCCUGCGGGUUUGCUGUUCGGUUUGGCGACGCAGGCCCUGGUGGGCUGCAUGCUGGGCGACCUGGUGGUGAUGCCGCCAGGGCGGCUGCGGCCUGGGGACUUGCUGUCGAGCAGCAAUAUGAAGAAGAGCAGUCUCAAAUCGACCAAGAGAGAGUACUCAGUCAAGGUUGGACCGGUGCAUGUGCUCCAAGCCAACCAUGCCGACGGGCGCCCCGCGUUGCUUGACGUCCAAGUUGUGGGAAAGCCCGGUUUCAAUCAGCCCGUCCACGCCAUCCUGCGUUUUCACUUAGCUCCCAUGCUGCCGGGGGCUCCCCGCGCCCGGACCUCCGCCACCGGCGCCGCUGCUGGAGUCGCAUCCACCGCCCCCCGAGCCACCGCGUUCUCCUUGCGCGCUUCGUCCAUGGCGAGGAUGCAGUCCUCUGGCGAUGCCGCCAUGGCCGCCGCUGCAGCCGCCGCACUCGGCUUCAAGCUGGACGCCAUGGGGCCGUUAGCCCGGGCUGAGUCACCGAGGACCCUGCCACCGCGUUCGUCGUUCGCACUAAAGGAGCCUUCCAGUGGCAGUGGGGUUGGAGGUGGAGGUGGAGGUGGAAACAAGCUAGGCAGAUCGGAGACGACCGGCAGGAAGGUUGGGGUCGCUGCGUUGACGCUGGCGGAGGAGCCGGCGGCGGCGCUGCCGUCAAGCGGUAUGCGAUCCUUGAUGUCGGACCGCGCAGCUGCGGCGGCGAUGCUCCCGCUGGAGGAGGUCAUGCAGACGGGGUACUCGGUGGCGGCGGAUCACCAGGGACCCGUGGGUCUGGCCGCGGCGCCUCCCGAUAUGCUGACAGAGGGUAUGCCCCAGCCAGGGGUCACGGCAAGCGCGGGCAAGGCGGCGCAGCUAGCGGCGGGGCGGAGCAAGCUGGCUGAUAUGGUCAAGUCUGUAGGUAGCGGUAGCGCCAGAGGUGGUGGCGGUAGCCCUGGCGACUUGGUGAAGACGCCGCCACGGCACGGCAGCAGCCGGCCGCCGACACACCGUAUGCCGUCGGGUGUGUCGUUGCCCAAGUCGCCAAUCUCCGAAACAGGUGGUAACCUGGACGAGCUGCUCAUGCGCGCAACAACCAAAGGUGUAGGGCUCGGCGCAGCCGCGCUGGCAACCGCUGGUGACUGCUGUCCCCAUCAGUAUGGACUGCGCCAGCGGUUGAUCUCCAAUCCGUUGGAGAUAGCGAUGGAAGCGGCAGCGGCAAGGACGCGCAAUCUCGAGGAAAGCGACUGGACGGCACCAAUCGGAUUUCCACAUGGGUGGCCAGCAAAGGCGAGCGUCUACUACCAGAACACGGUAAAGCCAGACGUGCCGAGUGAUGACGACAAGUCCCGCCGCAGCGCCGAUUUUAGCGACGGUGCACCGGGCAAUGAUGUGGUGGUUCGUGUGCAUAUGGACGACUUCGGAACCCCCCCCGACCUGGUGCCCAGACGAGCCGUGUCUCCCGGCAUGCGGUCGGAUUUUGCCGGCUAUGGAGAAGAGGAUGCCGCCAGCGAAGGCGGCCAGAGCGCGAUGUCCGCCCAGUCAGCGAACGGCGGUGCCGAGUACAAGCGUGGCAAGCGCUUCCGCAAGCUCAUCAAACUCAUGGACUCCAGCCAGACACAGCAAGUACGUUUGGGUUACUUAGGGGCGUCAGAUGGAUGUUUGGUGGGCUUCCGCCACGUCCCCCGACUACAUGCGGUACAUGGGGAUGACACAGUCCAGCAACGCUUUCGCACCCACGCACUGGCCACGGUCGCCUUCCUGGCUCUCGUCCACAUCGUGUGUUUCGCACUCGUGGUGACCGCCAUCCAGUCGCAAAGGUCCGCAAUGCUGAACCUGGGCCGCAGCGGCGAGGCGCAGCGCAACAUGCACCAGAUGGGUGCCGCCUCGAUGGGUGCCGCCUCGAUGGGUGCCGCCUCGAUGGGUGCCGCCUCGAUGGGUGCCGCCUCGAUGGGUGCCGCCUCGAUGGGUGCCGCCUCGAUGGGUGCCGCCUCGAUGGGUGCCGCCUCGAUGGGUGCCGCCUCGAUGGGUGCCGCCUCGAUGGGUGCCGCCUCGAUGGGUGCCGCCUCGAUGGGUGCCGCCUCGAUGGGUGCCGCCUCGAUGGGUGCCGCCUCGAUGGGUGCCGCCUCGAUGGGUGCCGCCUAG
This is a messenger RNA of Volvox carteri f. nagariensis, 6690 nucleotides long. RefSeq lists its product as uncharacterized. Lineage: Eukaryota; Viridiplantae; Chlorophyta; Chlorophyceae; Chlamydomonadales; Volvocaceae. The record is from RefSeq and is a predicted model, not a curated record. Bases 1 to 6690 code for a protein of 2229 amino acids. The transcript is spliced from 45 exons.